Messenger RNA from Penicillium odoratum, 636 nucleotides. RefSeq lists its product as uncharacterized. Bases 1 to 636 code for a protein of 211 amino acids. The record is from RefSeq and is a predicted model, not a curated record. NCBI's taxonomy places the organism in Eukaryota, Fungi, Ascomycota, Eurotiomycetes, Eurotiales, Aspergillaceae. The transcript has 2 exons.
AUGCUCGGACUAUUGACGCUCACCUCGAUCCCUACGGUGACGGGUGUGGCAUUCGCAACCAGCGAGCAGCGCAAGGCGAAUCAACGCAAAGAAGAUGCGCGGCGAAUGGUAAAGUUCAACAUCGACGCAGUCUGCCAGGGCGAUACAGAUGACGACAAAGAUGUAAAUGGGUUAAGGGUGGUUGUUCGAGACGAUAAGGUCUGGCUUGAUAAUCCUAACCCCCGAAACCGUGCCUUCCCCGCAUUCACAUCCCUGGCCUUCUACAUUGAAUAUCCCGAGCUCGAGGAAACGAAACACCUAGAUCGUGGACUUGGGCUACCGACCUAUGUAUCGGCAGACCCACCACUUCUGAACUGGAUAUACGCGGACGUUGACACGUACGAGUUGAAGUAUGGGAACCGGUCACAGAGCGUGGAGCAUGUUGUCGGGCCGUGGAAUUGGACGGAGGACGAGAAAACGAUCACAUUAGAGGGGAGGGAUGCUUUCAUAGCGGUUGAAGAAGAGGAGGGGGAGUGGGCACUUUAUUUUGAUCGGGAUGGGGAUGAGUUGGCGGAUGUUUUGGAGGAACAGGGCUUAUUGGAUUGUGCUUUUGUGCCAGUUAGUCUUGUUAGACGGAUUGCGGAGGAUCAGGGAUGA